AUGGCUUCCUCUCCUCACUCUACUGAUGAGAACACCAAUCAUGGAACUCCAUCCACCAACCUGACUGCGUUCACUCCUGAGGCCGACUUCGGGUCCAAGGGACGUGCCUCUGACUUCGUUCGCCCUGUCUUGAAACUUCGUCCUACCAAUCCCAAGCAUGCCAGUGUCUGCGAUGAGUCUGAAGAAGAUGUCUUCCUUACCGCCCCUGUUGCCGCCAAAGGCCAACAACUCUCUCCCACUGCUGAAGUCUUCACUCCAAGAUUGUCCAAUGGCUUCAUGAAGAAAGAGGCUCAGGCUCAGGCUGGAUACGUUGACCGUGCUCAAGAUACCGUUGGAUCGCGCAUGCCUGCUAAGUUCGCGUAUUUCCCCGUCAACGUUCCUGGAGCUCCGCGUCCUGCUCAAGUCCCUGCUGUCAAUCCAAAUGCUGCUCGCUAUGGAUUUGGCUUGCUGAAACUUGAUGAGACUCCCUUCAAUCACGUCGCUGGUGUCUUCCUCCAUGACUUCAACAUCACUGAAGGUGUCUUCAGUCUUGAUGAGGGUAUCUCUCGUUCCUUUGUCGUCACCGGUGUGCCACUUCAGUUCACUUCGCAGGUCAUCAGCCGCCACUUUCCGAUUGAAUACUUCCCAAGCAUCAGAGGAAUCAACUCCACUGCAAUCUCCAGCGGCCUCUUCGUUGUGUCCUGCGCUGAUAUUCGCGAUGCAAAGCGAGCUGCGGACGUCGCCAACGCCAUCUUGCCGUACAGCUACAUCUUUCCCCUCAAGGCAAAGAAGUACACUUCGGACAAUGGUGGAGACCCGUCCCUCGUCACCGAUCAUGAAGGACAAAUCAUCGUCAGUAUCUACUACAAUGGACAUGCCACUGCACCACCGGUUGAAGCAGCCCCUAUUGUUGCUGAGGUCAGACGUCUUCUUGCCCAAUGUGGCGACGUGAAGGCUUUUCAUACCAUCCCCACUACCCAGACUCACGUCCGCGAGAUCCGUGUGGAAUUCUUCAAUGCCGACCUCGUUGAGGUUGCCAAGGAUGUCAUUCGCGGAACCAUCAUCCAUGGUACUGUUUUGGAUGUCGCGUCGUUCCAGCCUGACGUUCGUGUUGUCACCGAGCUUGACGAGGAACUUCACGAACAACUUUCUGUCACUGGUCGCUCACGAGUCCCUUUCGAUCCUGACUACGAUCGUAUUGCUUAUGCAAUCCAGCGUGAUGGUCUUCGCAAUGGUCGUCGCCUCAACCAAGCCAUGAACCACAACGCCGUCGAUAUUGCUCGUAUCCAGGCUGGCCUUGAUGUCCGCACCACUGUCAGUUUCAUCUCAUCAGACUUUGCUGCGUCUACUGACAUCAGUGUUCAGAUCAUGCUCCGCAACAUCCCAAAUCGCGUUGAUCAACCCAUGUUGAAGAAUCUCCUUGAUGUCACCAGCCGUGGCCGCUACGACUUCAUGUACCUGCGCAUUGAUUUCGCAAACAACUGCAAUGUCGGCUAUGCCUUCAUCAACUUCAUUGAUGCUCAGUCAAUCAUUCCCUUCGUCCUUGCUCGCGCCGGUAAGCGCUGGAACUGCUUCGCCUCAGACAAGAUUGCCGAGCUCUUCGUCGCCGGCAAUGUUCAAAAUGCCGGGCAAGAGGAGAAGUUUCCCGAACCUGACAACCACUCAAAGAUGCGUCGUUCAGUCGAGAAUGCGGAGCAUGUUGGUCUGUACCUCCCACUUCGUUUGAAUCCUGGCUGGUACCCCGUGCCAAAUCCUGGUGCUGCUGCCUUUCGUCGUCGCCGUCCAAUGCGUCGCACCGGAAGAUUCAACGUUGCCGAGAUUGUCCGCAAUGGUGUCUACAUGCCUCCUGCUCGUGCCAACAAGCCCACAACGAGCAGCCCUCCCAAGGCUUCUGCAAACAAGACUUCACCGACACGUCGCCGAGUUCCUUUCUUCAUUGACACUCGCAAUCCUUAUGACCCGUUUGCCGGUCGUCCCCGCCGCACCUUCUCUCCACAAGGCCAGGUGUACCGUGAAGAACAACGUCGUCGCCGCUCUCAAUUUGACCGAGGCACCCCUGGUGCUGAGAACGAGUUGGGCGUUGCACCUCGCUAUCGUCUUCAAGAUCCCGCGCUCGAACACAUGGGCAAUAUUCAUCUUCCACGUUAUUAA
Molecule: messenger RNA, 2130 nt
Organism: Fonsecaea nubica
Lineage: Eukaryota; Fungi; Ascomycota; Eurotiomycetes; Chaetothyriales; Herpotrichiellaceae
Exons: 10
Coding region: 1-2130 (709 amino acids)
Molecular function (GO): nucleic acid binding
Source: RefSeq, a predicted model, not a curated record